AUGGAAAGGUGCUACAGUGAAGAAGACUUUUACAAACUCCUGAGGUGCGACGAGACCUCGACGGCCGAGCAAAUCUCGGCGGAAUUCAAAGUCUUGGCGAGGGAGCACCAUCCGGACAAGGUCGCCGAUCCGGACAUGAAAGAUGGGGCAGAGAAGCGGUUCGUGCUGCUCAAGAGAGCGCGGGACGUGCUACUGGACAGAGAAACGAGGCGACAGUACGACCAGUGGAGGAGAGGGUUUCGUGACUGGAUCAGUUUCCGUGACUGGCAGAAGAUGCAGGGCAGAGUGCACACCUCGAUUCACUGGGGUGGGGGCGCGCGCCGUGUGGCGUCACUAGAGCCGCACGGCGGAGAAGAAGAGAGGGAAGGAGGAGGGGGAAGUGGUGAGGGGGUUGAGAGGGGAGAGAGUGGAGGAGGGAGAGAGCAACCAUGUGAAGCGCUGCGACAGUUCAGGAGGAGUGGAGGAGGAGGAAAAAGAGUCAGCAAGUUCAGAAACUAUCAACUUUGA
This is a messenger RNA of Geodia barretti, 507 nucleotides long. Lineage: Eukaryota; Metazoa; Porifera; Demospongiae; Tetractinellida; Geodiidae. The record is from the annotation of a GenBank genome assembly.